CAUCCUCUUCUUCUUUGCAAUGAGUGAUUCGUUUCAUUGCCAGAAAUUUCUUCCCAAGCUGAUCGAGGCAUAUCACAAGAUCAAGUGCAUGGAUAGUGCUUUCGAGGUGAUCUUCGUCCCUAUGGGCUAUAUGGAUUCGGGUGCUUUCGAGUUCUUCUUACGCAUGCCUUGGUUGGCGGUGCCGGUGGAUGAUGAGAGAAUAAGAUCUUUGGAGAACACUUUAGAAGCUCAUUACGUCAACACCCUGGUUGUCGUUGGUCCUACAGGUCAAACGAUCACAGAGAACGCCGCAACUUCGUUGAAGAUGUAUGGAGCCGAUGCCUACCCGUUCAGUGAAGAGAGGAUCAAGGAGGUAGAGAUGGCACAGACACUGGAAUCUCUUCUUGUUGUUGGGGACCUCGAUUAUGUUAUUGGGAAAGAAGGGUUGAAGGUUCCGGUGAAGGAGCUUGUUGGCAAGACCAUCCUCCUCUUCUUCUCCAUUCGCAGGUCCGGUAAAUGUCGUGGAUUUAUUCCCCAUCUGAUCGAGGAAUAUCACAAGAUCAAGCGCAUGGACAGUGCUUUCGAGGUGGUCAACAUCUCGAUGGACAAGGAUCAGGAUUCCUUUGAGGAGUUCUUCUCCGGCAUGCCUUGGUUGUCGCUGUCGUUCUGUCACGGACUUAGCUGGUUUUGCCUAAGUCGUGCGGCACCCUUGCGUGUCCAUCCGCAAAGGUCAGCCUCCCCGAAGCCUCCCCCUCGUCCCUUAGGAUCAACAAAAGAGAGAACAGGUUAAAGAGAACGCCUCAAUCGGGAUCCACAAGCAAACAUCUCCGAAAAACACUUCAUAGACAAUGCAAAUUACAAACAGACUUUACAAGCUCUGAAUAGUUGCACAACAAUGGGUAAAAUGGUCCAUUACAGAUCGAAAAGCUCUCGCGCGUGUCCACAUGACACAACCUUUAUUCACAAGCCUAAAGAGGCCACCAACCCAACAAAAAUGGGAUUAUCAAGCCUUCGGCCGCCCCUCUACAUGUUGUACAAGGCAUGGACAUGCCAAAAGACACGGACAUUCAUAAGCAUUACACCAAACAUCCUGUUUCGAAGUUUGUCCGUGACAUUCUCCCCCACUUAUCCCUUCGACGUCCUCGUCGAAGCUUUUGUGAACACUGCAACUCUUCGCCUUUGCUGAGUCUUCAAUCUUCCGCUCCAGCUGCAAUGCGUCUCCUGGC
Musa acuminata AAA Group (dessert banana) is the source of this 1205-nucleotide messenger RNA. RefSeq names its product probable nucleoredoxin 1-1. Bases 20 to 769 code for a protein of 249 amino acids. The transcript has 2 exons. Lineage: Eukaryota; Viridiplantae; Streptophyta; Magnoliopsida; Zingiberales; Musaceae. The record is from RefSeq and is a predicted model, not a curated record.